Messenger RNA from Apus apus (common swift), 2084 nucleotides. Its product is annotated as transcription factor E2F6-like. The transcript is spliced from 7 exons. The record is from RefSeq and is a predicted model, not a curated record. Bases 272 to 1033 code for a protein of 253 amino acids. Gene Ontology annotation, molecular function: DNA-binding transcription factor activity, RNA polymerase II-specific; RNA polymerase II cis-regulatory region sequence-specific DNA binding; protein dimerization activity. NCBI's taxonomy places the organism in Eukaryota, Metazoa, Chordata, Aves, Apodiformes, Apodidae. Gene Ontology annotation, biological process: regulation of transcription by RNA polymerase II. Gene Ontology annotation, cellular component: RNA polymerase II transcription regulator complex.
GCGUGCGCGGCGGCUGCGGGCCGUGCGGGCCCGAGCGGCCAUCCCGGGCGGGCAUCGCAUCCCGGGCGUCCCAUCCCGGGCAUCCCGUCCCGUCCCGUCCCGUCCCGGGCGGGCCGGCGCUGCCGGGCGCUGCUCCCGGCGCGGGCCGGGGAUGGCGGCGCCCGCUGCCCGCGCGGCCCCGCGGCUGCCCCGCCGCGGCCUCUGAGCAGCCCCGCCCGGGAGAGGCGUCCCCCGCGUCCCGCCGCGCCGGGCCGGGCCGGGCCGGGCCAGCAUGGCCAGCCCCGCCCAGGGCGAGCGGCCGAGCGAGCCACCGCUGAUCGAUCUCAGUGUGGAUGAUGACGAGGAGCUUGUGAGAAGAACUCUGAAAGUCAAAAAGAGUCGAUUUGAUCAAUCCUUGGUUUAUUUGACUCGGAAAUUCAUGGAUCUUGUCAGAACAGCCCCAGAUGGUGUCCUAGAUUUAAAUGAGGUGGCAAAAAGACUUGGAGUUCGAAAGCGAAGAGUCUAUGACAUCACCAACGUGUUGGAUGGAAUCCACCUCAUUCAGAAGAGAUCCAAGAAUGUUAUCCAGUGGAUAGGUUCUGAUCUUGACAAUGUUGUUGGAAAAACACCAGAGCAGCAAAUCCUUAAAGAGGAACUUUCUGACUUGUCAGCCAUGGAAGAAGCUCUGGAUGAAUUAAUCAAGAAAUGUGCUGAGCAGUUGUAUGAACUGACAGAUGACAAAGAAAAUGCAAAACUAGCUUAUGUGACAUACCAGGAUAUCCGUAGCAUCCAGGCAUUCCAGGAACAGAUUGUGAUUGCAAUCAAAGCUCCAGAGGAAACCAGACUGGAAAUCCCCAUUCCCAAAGAAGACUGCAUAGAAGUGCACGUGAAGAGCACGAAGGGACCCAUUGAUGUGUAUCUGUGUGAGGUGGAACAGGAGAAGCCAGGGGACAAAGCCCAUGAAGAUGUGGACAGUGUGACCUUGGAAGCGGAGCCCUCGGUCCCUCCUGCAGAAGGGAGAUCUCCGGGGGAAGAGAAGCAGCAAACCACCUGAUGGCAGAUGAAUUUCAGCUCAGGAGUCAGAUACAGAAUGUAAAUAUCUGUGCUAUAGAGUUUUUCCAAAGCCACUUGGAUCUGCGAACUUGCUAACAUGAAAUGUUCCCAAGUGUAGUUUUACACUUGAAACAGCAGUGGGUUGGUUGACUGCUUUCAAAGAUUUCUUAUCUUCCCAAGGCAGAAGAUGACAGUUCCUAGAGCUGCUGUUAGGAGCUUUGUGUUCAUAAUUGCAUGUGAACUACGGAGCUUUGGGAUAAUGGUAUUUUUAGCUUAUGAAAUAAUUUUAAUUGAUGGAAAACACAGUCAAUUAAUUACUUCUGAAAAUGAAGGUUUGAUAAUAUCUUCAUUUAGUCCAUAUCUGGAGCUAAACUGAAGCUGUUUGCUCUCUCACCUGAUGACCCCUUCCCAGAUGAGGAGGAGAAUCGGGAAGAGUGAAGCCCUGUGGAUUGAAAUAGAAGCGGAUUUAAUGGAAUAACAAAAUAAUAUGAACACCAACAGAGAGCACAUAAGGUUCUACUCAGCCUAGUCCUUGGGAGCAGCAGGCCAAGAGGGAGGAGCCCAGGGAGCAGAGCUCCCCAUGCUCAGCACAGCUCCCCUUCUGUGAUGAGCAGGGUGAGUGGGGUGGGACACCCCUCUUAGCCAGCCUGGGGUUCUGUCCCAGUGAAACCAGGAUGGAAAACUAUUUCUGGAACCAUCCACAGCCCUUUUGAGAAUGUAUAUAAUAAAGAAAUGCACUUUGUAGUUCUGAGGCUGGGCUACCACUAAGCAGCGUUGUCAGAUACAAAUGCAACAAAGAACUGGUGUAUCAGAAGCUCUCACUUUGAGGAGCAAGAUGUGAGUAUGGUGAGAGUUGUGCCUUGCUGUGGAGAUGCUGUUUGCACUGUCUGCAUCCAGCUCUGCAUGAGCUAAGGUGUCAACAGUGACAUCAAUAAUUGAGCUAUUUGUAAAUAUGUGUAUCAUGCCUGUGUAGUUACUGAUGCAGAUUCAUUGAGGUGGUUUGCAUUUCUGCCUUUGUACAGCAAAGAAAUAAAAGAAGCUUAUCAAACAAA